This is a messenger RNA of Neospora caninum, 1866 nucleotides long. Its product is annotated as putative SET domain containing protein. NCBI's taxonomy places the organism in Eukaryota, Apicomplexa, Conoidasida, Eucoccidiorida, Sarcocystidae. Bases 1 to 1866 code for a protein of 621 amino acids. The record is from RefSeq and is a predicted model, not a curated record. Gene Ontology annotation, molecular function: protein binding. The transcript has a single exon.
AUGGAUUCUAGUCAGUUGACUGCCUCUCCUUGUUGGACAGGACAAGGGAACUCCCGUCAUCAGUUCCUUGCUCCCAGCAAAGCGACGAAAGACCAGGCUCUGCAAACACCCGCUCAAAACAACGUUCAAGGCCAAAACGCCUCCCCCGGCACGAGCUCGUUUAUUCAUCCCCUCCUUCUGCCGCUGCUUCCGUCCAGAUUUGUUUUCAAGAAUCCCUCAUGGCCGCCGACUCCAAAGAAAAAGCGAAAUCUGGCAGGCGGCGCUGCAGUGCCGCCGCCAUCAGCCGGGGCGAGGGGCAGUGCGACUGGAACUUCCUCGGCCAGCAACGGAUCCACAGAGCUCAGCCAUCUAGGCCUUCGCACGAAACCUCUGUCUCACGACAAUCCAGGAACCCAAAACGGUGCGGACUCUCCUGCAUCGCCUGGCGAUAGCGCGCAUGCCUCUCGUCCGUUUCCAACCAGUGCAACAGGGCGCAAGCGACGGAAGAUCAUGACUUCGCAGAAACCCCUUUCAAACGGCCCCGCUGCUCAGUCUGAUCCACCCGCGACGGGUUCUGUAGACGAUGCACAAACAUGUCCGGCCGCGUUCGGUGAAAACAAUCAGAAAGACAUGUGUCGUGAAGGGCGGGCGCCGCCGUUCAGUGAAUCGGCCAUGUGCGGCAUUCUGCUCGCGUCUUCGCUGUCAACUCAGGCGCCCAGCCCCUCACAUCUCUGCGAGAAUGAUUCGCCCCGACUCGCGCUGAGGACUGUCACGGGAGGCGACACCUCGAGUGCAGAAAAGAUGCCAGAGUUGGGGUGCGAAGUCGUGGAUGCAGCGGUCGCUGCAGGCUCACCGUCGUCUGCCUGCGGAGACAAGGCACUGGAAGAAGUGACGCGCACUGAGAGAGACUCCCUUGCGCGCCGACUUUCUGGAGAUCAGCAGCCACACCAUGCCUCGUCCGACAGUUCUAGAGAUUGUUCGACGCACCUUGGACCCUUACAUGCAGAUGGCGAGAGGCCAGAACAGCCAAGUUCUGCCCGCGCGCCACUUACUCAGUCACGAGGCGCUGCGCCAGCGGGAGACAGAACAGAGUGCUCGCCCGUCCGUGGCUUUCUGGGGACUUCCCCGGCAGCUGCAGAAGUUCCGGCCCUUCUCCUUUCGGCUGUAUACGCAGGUGAGCAGACGCCGUCAAAGACAGUAGAAGCCCAGUCGUGUGGAACGAAGGAGAAAGACACCUCCAGGGUCGGCACCCUCGAGAAAAGCUGUGGCGCGGAUGCCACGUACGCGGCGAGGCGUGUGACGCAGCAACUGGCCGCCGGACGGGGUAGGAGAUGGGGAGAGGCGCCGAGCUCCGCCAACCAAGCGGCAACGCCUUCGAGACAAGCUUCUGAGACGCCUGCUCGUAUGCUGUCCUCUCAGUCCUCUAGAACCCCGUCAAAAGGGCCCUUCCUUCCGUCGAUUGCGUGUGGUCUAGUCGUAUCUGCUUCUUCCCUCGGUCGCGGGAGCGGCCUGGGCGUCUACGCCACGAGAGCGUACAGCGCCCGCUCGCGUAUCGGAGAGUACGCGGGAGUGUGUGUAGAUCGGAAGGUGGCCAUGAUGCUCCGCGGUAUGGGGACUUCGACUCACGUGAUGCGCGUAGGCAUGCAGUAUCAGUAUUUAGUUGGCUACCGACUCCCUUUUGUCUUCGGCGGCGCUGGCGCCUUUGUGAAUGACGGCCGCUGGUAUGCAGACGGUCGUAAGGGGCCUGGAGUCACUGCCAGAUUUCAUGUCGCGUAUGAUAAAAAACGCGCCAAAGAUCGUGUUUAUGUAGUCGCAACACGGGAUAUUGCAGAAGGCGAGGAGAUCUUCACCAGCUACGACAAUCAAUACUGGGCUCUCCUGCACUAA